CUAACUCAGCCCAAAAUACAGCAUCCUGACGACAAAACUCAGGUUAAAGAGGAAAUGAUGGACAACAGAGGCAACUCCUGUCUGCCUGACAAACUUCCUAUCUUCCCCGAUUCUGCCCGCUUGCCACUGACCAGGUCCUUCUAUCUGGAGCCCAUGGUCACUUUCCACCUGCACCCGGAGGCCCCGGUGCCAUCCCCUUACUCUGAGGAGCUGCCACUGCUGCCUUUUCCCAGUGACUCCCUCAUCCUGGGAAAUUACGGUGAACCCUGCCCCUUCUCUUUCCCUAUGCCCUACCCAAGUUACGGAAGGUGUGAGUACUCCUACGGGCCGGCCUUCAUCCGGAAAAGGAAUGAGCGGGAACGGCAGCGCGUGAAAUGUGUCAAUGAAGGCUAUGCCCAGCUCCGUCAUCAUCUGCCAGAGGAGUAUUUGGAGAAGCGACUCAGCAAAGUGGAAACCCUCAGAGCUGCAAUCAAGUACAUUAACUACCUGCAGUCUCUUCUGUACCCUGAUAAAGCUGAGACCAAGAAUAACGCUGGAAAAGUUUCUUCCAUGAUAGCAACCACCAGCCACCAUGCUGACCCUAUGUUCAGAAUUGUUUGAGUCGUUGUUUCCAAAUAGAAGUGAAUAAUAUCACAAAAUGAGGUAUCUUACAGCAUCAUUCAACAGUUUUU
Cercocebus atys (sooty mangabey) is the source of this 671-nucleotide messenger RNA. RefSeq names its product achaete-scute family bHLH transcription factor 3 (gene ASCL3). The transcript has 2 exons. The coding region runs from base 55 to 600 and encodes 181 amino acids. Gene Ontology annotation, molecular function: DNA-binding transcription factor activity, RNA polymerase II-specific; RNA polymerase II transcription regulatory region sequence-specific DNA binding; protein dimerization activity. Gene Ontology annotation, biological process: developmental process; regulation of transcription by RNA polymerase II. Lineage: Eukaryota; Metazoa; Chordata; Mammalia; Primates; Cercopithecidae. The record is from RefSeq and is a predicted model, not a curated record.